GAGCGCGGAGAGGCGGGGAUCACGCGCAGAUGAGCGAGAAUCCACGGGACCGACCGGAGCGUGGCGUUAGCCGUUGUGUUUCAACCUGGCUUGUUGGCAGAAACCAGCACAGUCCUGGCAUUACCGAGCGAGCGGGUGUCCUUUUCUUCGUGGUGGUUUGUGAUGUAUGAAUGGAUAGUUGACGGGCUGUCGUCGCUCUUCGUGCCUUUUUCUGGAGAGAGUUUGGCGGUGUGGCCUACAGACGGUAACGGAGACGGGAAAGCGCCGCUGCGAACCAGCACUACCGAAACACAGCACCAACAACAGGAGCAUUACAGGCCUGCAAAGCGAAACUAUCAAAGUGUUCACUCUCCUGAUGGCGUGUCUGAGCACCUGGAGAUCAAAAGACCAAGACGAGAUGUGAUUGUCCAAGUGGUCAAGAAGACUUUUGCAGGGAUUGCUGGGUUGCUUCGGCUGCGACAGCACAAGAAGUGCCAUUAUGCAAACGACAAGGAGCAUAGAGGAACACAGGUUGGACAUAUUGCUCUUAUGGGAAUUGAUGAAAUUCACAGCAACAGCCUAAAUAAAUGGAUGAUCACUGGUGAUGCUAAAAUGGAAAAACAGAAAGAAAUGGGGUUUACCUGUAAAGAGAGGACUGUGUCAAACUUUUACCAGAAUGCACAGGCCAGCAUAAAGAAACCUGAUGGAGCAAUCCUGUAUAUGGGAAAUCAAGACAAACAAAGAGAACGGCCACACAGGAGGCCACUGCACCUGCUGCCUUCUCGUACUGGACUGGGACUGCCUGAAAUGGAGCCCCCCAGCCGCACUCACAAGCCCUGCCUUGCAGUGGAGGAGGCACUGAAGGAAAGUGACAGAGAACACUACAGGAAGCUGGUAGAGAUGGUCUCGGAAAAAUACUCAAAGAAUAAACCACUACCAUUUGGACGGGUGAAACCGCCAAACACAUCUUUUUCCUUGGAUGGUCAUAAGUCCUGUAACCAUACUGCUGAGAUCAGUAAACCUGCUCCAAUCAGAGUCAAUCCCAGUGUGUCAGUAUGGAGGGGUUCAACUUCAGUAAAUUGCACAAAGGAUAGGUUGGUUGAUGCUGCUUGCAGUGCGCCAGUCAGUGGUGUCAGAGACAAGAAACCAGAUGAUCUAUCUUCCAAGAAAACAGUGCCAGUAGAUGUGGAUCUGUCUGUAGAGGUAGAGACCCGGCUGAAUCUGAAGGAGAGAGAGACAGUUGCAGUUGCAGUGUCCCAGACAGCUGCGCAAACACAACAUGAACCCAUCCUUGACACAGGGAGGCGCUGUGAGGAGGAGUUCCCCAGACUAACUAAGGAGAUGCAGCACGAGGUGAGCGCUGCUCUUGCGCAGAGGGAUCCGAACCUGGUCUUGAGUAGCGCUUUCAAACUGCGUAUCACACAGCGAGAUCUGGCAACACUACAGGAGGGCAGCUGGCUCAAUGAUGAGGUGAUAAAUUUCUACCUAAACCUGGUGAUGGCACGCAGUGAGCAGGAUGCAGUUGGUAUAAAGGUGUACUGCUUCAGCACGUUCUUCUUCCCCAAGCUUCAUGGGGGCGGCCAUGCUGCUGUCCGCCGGUGGACCAAAGCUGUUGACCUCUUUCUGCAUGACAUUAUCCUCAUACCUCUCCACCUAGGCGUCCACUGGUCUCUUGUAGCUGUUGACUUCAGAACUAAAUCUGUGAGGUCAUAUGACUCCAUGGGCCAACGGCAUGAUGACAUCUGCAACCUGAUCCUGAUGUAUCUGAAAGAGGAGUACAAGGUCAAGAAAGGCAAAGACCUGGAAGUCUUAAAGUGGACAGUGACCAGCAUGCGUGCCACUGAGGUUCCUCAGCAGAAGAAUGGGAGCGACUGUGGUGUGUUCGUAUGCAAGUAUGCUGACUACAUCGCCCGUGGACAUCCCUUUACCUUCAGACAGUGUCACAUGCCGUAUUUCCGCAAGGCGAUGAUCUGGGAGAUUCUGAAGCAGAAACUGCUGCAGUAGGAGUGUGACAAACAGGCUGAACUUGACCAAAGCCCAGGACCACAAGACGUUCAUCCUCCACGUUUAUCUACAGAGAUUUAGAACAGAUGUUUGCUUCCGUUCUAGUAUGUGUCUCUUGUCGUACUCUUUCCAAUCAGCCUGAUGACACACAGUGAUGUUUGGUGUUGUCUUCUUUUUUGUCACUGGCAUCUGUUGGCAGAGAGUGCUGAUAGAUUAGAUCAGACAGUACGGCACUGGACUGGAACAUGUAGAGGCAAAAUCAGUGGAGUUUUUAGGCAGCUUUGAUGAUAAAGCACCUCGUCAUUCCUAGACUUGUCCCCCCUCAGGAUUAGCCUGUGUAGUUGCAGGGCCAUUUCCGAUUGGCUCUCUUGAUUCUAGGAGAGCUAAUGUUAGAGGAUUUGAAUGCAGUGUUGAGUGCAAGAUGAUCUUUUUAGCAUUUGUAUGGGGAGACAGAAUUCGCACAGUUCUUUUUCCAGUAUGACUGGCCGUGUAGACUGAACGUAAUGGAUGUACAGUAUCUUUACACACUGGCUGCCAUGUCUGAGUGAGAAAAAAGUGAACUAUUUAUUGCUACAGGAGUGAGUGAGUCUUAAUUCAGCUGGAUGUGAAACAUACUUUGGACUGUUAAUCGCAGACAGCAAUCGUAAGCAAUGGCAGAAGUGAAUGUAUAUGAGAACUAUGGUACUUGAGCUGCGUAUUGCAGUGAAAGCAACAGUAUUUAUUCAGCGGACUGGUUUUGUCCUCACGUGUAAAUACAUAGACCCAGCCCCAAGUGCCUUCAUACAACCUUUUGUUCUUCUUUUUACUCUUCAGUACUAAUUAGAACAGUUUGAAACACUGCUUAAAUUGAACUGGAGACGUUGUGUGCAUGUUUGCCUGAACUGAGGUAUUAACUGAGGUACACAGGUCUGUAUUACAUUAUAGGUUUGUAUGAUAAGUGUGAUGAUAAAGGAGAGGGAUUCUUACAUCUUUCAUCUGAAGUCCUCUUUGAUUACAACAUGCUGUAUGCAUACUACAAGAUACAAGUGUUUUUUUUUGUUUGUUUGUUUUUUUUUAACUGGACUGAAAGCUACAAACAGUAACUCGCGCCAAAUGGUCAUUUUACUGCCUUUCGUAUGUGCUCUUUUGGUAGCACACGGGCAAGAAAAGACCUUUUUAAAAGGAGCAGAAAGUAGCAUUUUCAUCUUUUGCCUGUCAUUUGCAUUAGUGCAGCAUAUUUUUGGCUUGUCAUUCAUUCUGUGGCUGGUUGCUGAAAUAUUUAGCAGCCUACAUGUAGGAUUAAGGUCAGAAAUUCACUCAACCACCCUUAAACCUUCAGUUAUCACCAGAAUUUAACAUUCCAUACCUGUUACUUUUGUGUAAUGUGCAUAGUUCCUAAUGUUUCAUCAGCUUUUAAUGAAAAAUUCUCUUUCUUGCUCCUUCCAUUGGAAUUGUAAACUGAAGUCAGUGAAAGCUCAUUAUUUAUACAAGUUACUCUUCUAGAUUUGGAUGAGCUUGAGUAUUGCAUUAUUAUCUAAACCUGUUCAUAUUUUGUGAUUAUUUGUGAGAGUGAGGAGAUUGAGAGUAUGAGCAUAAGUUGAAGUGUGUGUUACUACAGACAACUAAAGAGAUUUUGAUGCCUACUGUAUAUGCGCUGACAUUUGUCUUUCAUGCAGAUUGUUGGUUAUUUUUUUAAGUAAUAAAGAACAGAGGAAAAUA
Messenger RNA from Colossoma macropomum (tambaqui), 3681 nucleotides. RefSeq names its product SUMO specific peptidase 2 (gene senp2). The transcript has 17 exons. The coding region runs from base 163 to 1983 and encodes 606 amino acids. NCBI's taxonomy places the organism in Eukaryota, Metazoa, Chordata, Actinopteri, Characiformes, Serrasalmidae. The record is from RefSeq and is a predicted model, not a curated record. Gene Ontology annotation, cellular component: nucleus. Gene Ontology annotation, biological process: protein desumoylation. Gene Ontology annotation, molecular function: deSUMOylase activity.